Messenger RNA from Amaranthus tricolor (Joseph's coat), 2016 nucleotides. RefSeq names its product inositol transporter 4. Gene Ontology annotation, biological process: transmembrane transport. Gene Ontology annotation, molecular function: myo-inositol:proton symporter activity. The transcript is spliced from 6 exons. Bases 117 to 1856 code for a protein of 579 amino acids. Gene Ontology annotation, cellular component: membrane. Lineage: Eukaryota; Viridiplantae; Streptophyta; Magnoliopsida; Caryophyllales; Amaranthaceae. The record is from RefSeq and is a predicted model, not a curated record.
CAUGAUUUCACUCAAUAGUCAACAAUAACUCCCUAUUUUUAUGAAGCCAUAUUUUUACAUAAAUACUCCCACUUUCUUAUUCAAAACAAAUCCUUAUUUCUCUUUUAUCUUCAAACAUGGUUGAAGGUGGAAUUAUAAAGGCAGACAAAACAGAAUUCACAGAAUGUUUCAGAACAAUCAGGAAAACUCCUUAUAUUAUGAGAAUUGCCUUUUCUGCUGGCAUUGGUGGUCUUCUCUUUGGUUAUGACACUGGUGUUAUUUCUGGGGCUCUGCUUUAUAUCAGAGAAGAUUUCAAAGAAGUGCAAAGAAAAACAUGGUUGCAGGAAACAAUAGUGUCAACGGCAGUGGCAGGAGCAAUUAUUGGAGCAGGAGUAGGAGGAUGGCUAAAUGAUAAAAUAGGGAGAAAACCAACAAUUAUAAUAGCAGAUAUUCUGUUCUUCAUUGGAGCUUUGAUAAUGGCAUCAGCACCAGCUCCAUGGAUGAUCAUUCUUGGAAGAAUAUUUGUAGGUUUGGGUGUUGGCAUGGCUUCCAUGACUUCACCCUUAUACAUAUCUGAGACUUCCCCAACCAGGAUUAGAGGUGCCCUUGUUAGCACUAAUGGGUUGCUCAUUACUGGUGGCCAAUUCUUAUCUUACCUCAUCAAUCUUGGUUUCACUCAAGUCAAAGGAACUUGGAGAUGGAUGCUGGGGGUGGCUGCAGUUCCAGCAUUUUUGCAAUUUAUCUUAAUGUUGUCUCUUCCUGAAUCUCCCAGAUGGCUCUACAGAAAGGGUAAAGUCUCACAAGCCGAGGCCAUCUUGGCAAGAAUCUACCCCGAAGAAGAAUUAGAAGACGAGAAGAAAGCACUCAAGGCAUCCAUAGACUCAGAAAGGGCACAGGAAGAAUCAUUUGGUGGAGGUGGUGUGCUAAACAAAGUCAGGAAAGUUUGGGAAAACCAAGUAUUUAGAAGAGGGCUAUAUGCUGGAGUGACAGUUCAAGUGGCUCAACAGUUUGUGGGUAUCAAUACAAUCAUGUACUACAGCCCAACGAUAGUACAGUUAGCCGGGUUUGCUUCAAAGAGCACCGCAUUAGCUCUGUCUUUGAUCACCGCAGGCCUAAAUGCAGUUGGUUCGAUUGUGAGCAUGAUGUUUGUGGAUAGACAUGGUAGAAGACGGCUUAUGAUUGUGUCCAUGUUUGGGAUCAUUACUUGCUUGGUAGUGUUGGCUAUUGUUUUUUAUCAAGCUGCAGAACAUGCUCCUAGUAUAAGUUAUGCUGAAUCUACCCAUUUUGGCCUGAAUUCUACUUGUCCUGCUUUCAACUCUGCUCAAAAUCCUGCUUCUUGGAACUGUAUGACUUGUUUGAAAUCUGCCUCACAUUGUGCUUUCUGUGCAAACAAAGCCGGAAAUGGGUUGCACCCAGGAGCAUGUUUGAGGAACACAGAUGACUUAAAAGAUGCAUGUAAUGGACAACAAAGAGUGUACUUUACAGAAGGUUGUCCAAGCAAAUUGGGGUAUUUGGCAGUCAUACUAUUAGGAGUAUACAUUAUUUCUUACUCCCCAGGAAUGGGAACAGUACCAUGGAUUGUCAACUCAGAAAUAUACCCUUUAAGGUACAGAGGAAUUGGUGGAGGAAUAGCUGCAGUGGCUAACUGGACAUCAAACCUCAUUGUAAGUGAAACAUUCUUGACUCUAACUCAAGCCUUAGGCUCAGCAGGAACCUUCCUCUUGUUCGCCGGGUUCUCGGUCAUAGGCUUCAUUUUCAUCUACUUGUUGGUGCCUGAAACUAAAGGACUGCCCAUUGAAGAAGUGGAGCAUAUGCUUGAAAAAGGGUAUAAGCCUAAGUUGUUUGGUGGGUGUCAAAAAUCAGAACAAAAGCAUUGAAUCUUGAUGAAUUAUUCACUUAGAAAAUUUAGUCAUAGUUUCUUUACUUGGCCAUUUAUCUUCAAGUAUGUGCUUGUUUUUGAAUUAGAAAUUUUGGUUGUAAUGGAAGUGUAUGAAAACUAGUUAAUUAACUAAUUCAAUUUUUUAGUUCGAGUGUGCA